AUGCCAAGCGGCAUCGAGGCCCGCCUCGCCGCCCGCAACAACCAAUACACGAAAUCGACCUCAGGCCUGGCCCCCAAGCACCUCCAAGCAAAUCUCAUCAUCCUGCCUUCCCGCUACGCCGACGACUUUCGCGAUCUCUGCGCGCGCAACCCCGUCCCUUGCCCCCUGAUUGCGGAAUCGCGGGCCCCCGGGGAUUUCACAAAUCUCAAGUCACACGUCCCCGGCCUCGAUGGCCACCGCAUCGCCCAAGGGCUCGACAUGCGCACAGACUGCCCUCGCUUCAACGUCUACCAGAACGCAAGGCUCGCACAGAACGGCGUCCCAGACAUUCUGCGCCACUGGACCGACGACCACGUCGCCUUUGUCAUCGGAUGCAGCUACAGCUUUGAGUCGGCCCUCGCAGCACAGGGCCUGCCUCCGCGGCACGCCCUCCUGGACCGCAACGUGCCCAUGUACCGGUCCAACAUCCCCCUCAACCCCUCGGGCGUCUUCACGGGCGCAACGUACGUCGUGUCCAUGAGACCGUACCGCAAGGCCGAUAUCGACAGGAUUCGGACCAUAACGAAGCGGUAUCUGCCUACGCACGGCGAGUGCGUGGCCUGGGGGUGGGACGCGCUCGAGAGGCUCGGCAUCAAGGACGUCAACGUGCCACAGUGGGGAGACGCGCCGCUGACCAUGGACGGGCGGCCGUUGGGGGAUGUUGCGGGAGAUGAGGAGAACGUGCCUGUGUUCUGGGGCUGCGGCGUCACGCCGCAGGAGGCUGUCAUGAGGGCCGAUCUCGAGGGGACAGUCAUGGCGCAUGCGCCGGGGCAUAUGCUUGUGCUGGAUUGUAUGGAGGAUGAGGUGCUCAAAUAG
Molecule: messenger RNA, 855 nt
Organism: Verticillium alfalfae VaMs.102
Lineage: Eukaryota; Fungi; Ascomycota; Sordariomycetes; Glomerellales; Plectosphaerellaceae
Product: DUF1445 domain-containing protein
Exons: 2
Coding region: 1-855 (284 amino acids)
Biological process (GO): glutamate metabolic process
Molecular function (GO): D-glutamate cyclase activity
Source: RefSeq, a predicted model, not a curated record